GACGUCCGUCUGUGAAGUUUGUGUAGCCGUGUGUGGAUCAGACAUGUCGGGCUGCAGGCUGAUGAGAGCCGUCAGGGUGAAGGAGUUUGGAGCUCCGUCAGUCCUCAGACUCUGCUCAGAUGGGACUGUCCCUCAGCCUGGACACAGACAGGUGUUGAUUCGUGUCCACGCCUGUGGAGUGAACCCUGUAGAAACCUACAUCAGGGCUGGGACCUACGCCCGUAAGCCCCCCCUGCCAUACACACCGGGCACAGACGUCGCUGGAGUGGUGGAAACCGUUGGAGAAGGAGUCACUGCAGUAAAGGCAGGCGACCGUGUGUUCACCACAGCCACAGAGUCUGGAGGUUAUGCAGAGUACACCGUAGCAGCCGAUGAGUGUGUCCACAAACUGCCAGAUGCUUUACACUUCACCCAGGGGGCGGCCAUAGGGAUCCCCUACUUCACCGCCUACAGAGCUCUGGUUCACAAAGCUCAUGCCAAAGCCGGAGAGACCGUUCUCAUCCAUGGAGCCAGUGGAGGGGUUGGUGUGGCAGCGUGCCAGUUGUCCCGUGCUCUGGGUCUCAAGGUGUUGGGGACAGCAGGGACACCGGAGGGAAUGAAGUUGGCUCUCAACAACGGAGCUCACCUGGCCUUUAAUCACAGAGAAGAGGGCUACGCCGAUAAAAUCAUGGAAGCCACAGAAGGCCGAGGCAUAGAUGUGAUAGUAGAGAUGCUGUCAAACGUCAACCUCAGUAAAGACCUCCAGAUGUUGGCCUUUGGAGGACGUGUUACGAUCAUUGGCUGCAGAGGCUCCAUAGAGAUCAACCCCAGAGACACCAUGGCUAAAGAGAGCAGCAUCAUGGGAGUGGCUGUUUUCUUCGCUACACCGGAGGAGAACAAGGAGUGUGCGGCGCUGCUCUACGCAGGGAUGGAAGCUGGUUGGCUGCGUCCAGUCGUCGGUUCCCAGUAUCCGCUUGACAAAGCCGCCCAGGCCCACCAUGACAUCAUUGAGUGUCCUGGGGCUGCUGGGAAGAUAGUCUUGACCAUGUGAUGUAAUCAUAUCACAGGUCAAAGGUCACUGAGUAGGGUUUUGGCUGUUCAUAAAGGAAAAAAAAAAAAUGGUUUAUGUGGUUACAUUAAGCUUUGAAUGAUUACUGAUAAUUACCUUUGAAAUUUGAAGGAGUUACUACUAAUAUGCUGAUUUAUCAUCACUGCCAAUCUGCAAAACAUACGUAAAAAAUAUAUUUUAACAAGAUGGAUGAGAACAGUUAAAUUGACUAAAAGGUUGUGGGCCACACAACCUAAACAAAUGGUUAUAGGUGUCCCUGUUAACAAGUGAAUGUUUAAAAUAGAUGGAUGUGCAGGGUUCCCGACUGUACAUUGGGUCUUAUUUAAUCAUGAAGGUGCCAAAA
This is a messenger RNA of Etheostoma spectabile (orangethroat darter), 1391 nucleotides long. It is a transcript of the gene cryz, whose product is annotated as crystallin, zeta (quinone reductase). Gene Ontology annotation, cellular component: cytosol. The transcript is spliced from 10 exons. Gene Ontology annotation, molecular function: quinone reductase (NADPH) activity; zinc ion binding; NADPH binding. NCBI's taxonomy places the organism in Eukaryota, Metazoa, Chordata, Actinopteri, Perciformes, Percidae. Bases 44 to 1030 code for a protein of 328 amino acids. The record is from RefSeq and is a predicted model, not a curated record.